This is a messenger RNA of Phytomonas sp. Hart1, 873 nucleotides long. The record is from the annotation of a GenBank genome assembly. Lineage: Eukaryota; Euglenozoa; Kinetoplastea; Trypanosomatida; Trypanosomatidae.
AUGCUGGCCCAGGCAAGCAAUGAGGUGCAAGACCCAUCUGCAUCGGAACUCUCCACAAACCCCAAUGUCGAGGGAGAGGUGACCGUGGUUCCCAAUCCAGUGAAUCCACUCGAGGAAGACCCUUCGGAGGAAGUCCUCCUCUCGCCCGAGCCCAAUCGACGAAACCGACGCCUUCACGAGCUCCCAACAGUACCGCCUACAAUUGAAAUGAAUAUUCUUCCCGAAUUUGGUCCGAUUAACGAGGUGGAGGAGGAAAACGCGGACACCGCGAGGCGCCCUGGGGGCAUUUCAAUCGACACCCACGUGGUCCGAGCCCAGCAAAUGCAUUACAGCAAAGUGGCCGAAUCCAAGGCCGCCAAAGCAAAAGAUCCCACCGAGACGAAGCGUCGUCUUAUGCAAAAUUUCCGUUCCUUGCAGAAAACCAUCAACUCCGGCGUGAGUGUUGGGAUUUCAGCCCAUCCUAUCAAUGGGGACCUCUUCCACUGGCGGGCGGUCAUCUCCGGUCCGGAAAACACCCCCUGGGAGGGAGGGCUGUUCAAAUUAGAUCUCACCUUCACUGACGAGUACCCUAUGGAGCCGCCGAAGGUUCGUUUCCUCACGAAAGACAUCUUUCACCCGAACGUGUACAUGGAUGGGAAUAUCUGCUUAGAUAUUCUGAGGGGCUUCUGGAGCCCGACUCUCGACUUGGAGAGUUUGCUGGUCUCCAUCAUUUCACUGCUUUCCGACCCUAAUCCAAGCUCCGCGGCCAACUGCGAAGCCGCGCGGAUGCUAUUGGAAAACAAGCAGAUGUAUGAAAGUCGCGUACGUAGCCUUGUGGACCAAUCCCUCGAACAAUCCUUUAGUGAUAUCGAUGACGAGUCGGCAGGUCUCUGA